AUGAGUGGUAUAAAUGCAUUGGGUUUAGGUUGUCGAUAUGGGUGGUUUUGUAGGGAAUCUUUUAAAUUGGGUGUAGAUGGUAUAUUGGGUAUCGAUUUGUCAAAUAAAAUGAUCACAAAAGCAAAAGAGUUGGAUAAUGAUUUUGAUAAUAUUUUAUUAGUUUUAAAUACAAAACUCGAUACAUUAAACCAAAAUAAAGUUUUAAAUAUUUUAACAACAUAUUUUAAAAGUUUCAAUUUAAAUUAUUACAUAAUAAAUGAUAAUCAGGAAUUAAAUCAAGAUUUGCAAAUUACAGAUAAAUCAGUUAUUUACUUUUUACCAACUUUAGAAAAAUUAGAAUUAAAUAAUUUUAAAGAAAUAACAUUGCAAUAUUGUAAUGUUAACAAAUAUUUAUUAAAUAAUAAUCUAUCAACAAAAUUUAUAAUUUUAUCGACAGAUACAAAGAAAGAAUGUAUAAACUAUUUAAAUUCAUCAGUAUUGGGGGCAAUGAGAUAUUUUUUAGAAUUUAGGCAAUUAAAUUUAUAUUUAACAGACUUUGAUAAAGCAUCAUUAAAUAAUAUAAAUAUAAACAUAAUAAAUAUGGAUAUUAGCGAUAUGAAUUUAAUAGAAUCUUCAAUAAACCAAUUAUAUGAACAAAAUAAAGAUUUACCAAAGCCAGAUUCAAUUAUUCACUUUGCUUUCAUAAAAGCAUCUUACAGCUACAACGAAAUAUCAAUGGAGAAUUUAGAGAAAUCAUUAUCAGCCAAGGCAAUGGGUUCAAUAUAUUUACAUUUGCUCUCAAUAAAAUUAAAUUGGCCGGUAAGGCAUUUUAUAAAUGGUUCAUCAACAUGUUCACUACUUGCCUAUAGAAGCACUCCUUCCUCUUCCGUAAACUUGAAGCAAAAAAUGCAAGGUGAUUGGAAAGAA
Dictyostelium purpureum is the source of this 906-nucleotide messenger RNA. RefSeq lists its product as uncharacterized. The annotation marks the transcript as partial. The transcript is spliced from 4 exons. The record is from RefSeq and is a predicted model, not a curated record. NCBI's taxonomy places the organism in Eukaryota, Evosea, Eumycetozoa, Dictyosteliales, Dictyosteliaceae.